Molecule: messenger RNA, 2917 nt
Organism: Pipistrellus kuhlii (Kuhl's pipistrelle)
Lineage: Eukaryota; Metazoa; Chordata; Mammalia; Chiroptera; Vespertilionidae
Gene: SPX
Product: spexin hormone
Exons: 6
Coding region: 1-450 (149 amino acids)
Biological process (GO): positive regulation of gastro-intestinal system smooth muscle contraction
Cellular component (GO): cytoplasm
Molecular function (GO): neuropeptide hormone activity
Source: RefSeq, a predicted model, not a curated record
AUGGAGGGCCUUACCUUUGUGCCUACAACUAAACCUAAUUACCUCCAAGGGCCCAUCUCCAAGUGCUAUCAUAUUGGGUAUCAGGGUUGCAGCAAGAAUUUUGGAGCGGGACUCAGAGGUCUGGCGGCAACAACCCUGGCUCUUUUCCUGGUGUUCUCCCUCCUGGGAGAUUCCCGCAGUGCGCCGCAGAGACUCUUGGAGAGAAGGAACUGGACUCCUCAAGCUAUGCUUUACCUGAAGGGCGCACAGGGCCGCCGCUUCAUCGCAGACCAGAGUCUGAAGAAGGAGCUGUCCGAGCGGCCGCCGCCGGAAAGACGAAGUCCAAAGGCCCGACUAACUCUCCCAGAGGCAGCGGCUCUGCUGUUGGCUUCCUUGCAGAAACCCCAAGAAGCUGGAGAAGAAAACCUUGAUCCAACCAGAUUUCUGGAUGACAGUCUUCUGAACUUGUGAAAACGCAACAAAUUGAAUGCAGUCACAGUUCUGUUCUUGUUGAAGACAUGAGUGUGUAAAUAAAGCUCGUGAACCGUUUCUGCUUCAUUUGCAGCCUUAGGAACAGGCACAACUAGUUUUAUUCUUCUGGAAGCAAAAGUAAAAUGGAAUUCCUGGCUGGGAAUAUCAUUGCCUUUUAUUAUUAUUAUUAUUAUUAUUAUUAUUGCUUCAGGUUCUUCUGUCUUAGGUCACCAUCUGUCUUACUCUUGAACUUUUUUAGAUUUAUAAGACUGAGUACUCUUUAUGGUGUUCUUUUUGUUACAACAAAUUCCCUUUUGAUUUAAUAUCAUUAGUUGUUGGUUUUCUCGUCUGUUACCCAACUUGCGUUGUCUUGUCACUCAGUAGGGACUCUCCUUUUCCUUGUCCCCCCUUUCCCACCUCCAAGGAGGGUAGGGGAAGGCAGGGCGGGAUGAGAAAGUAGAGUGUGAUUCUCUUAGCAGUUCAUCUAGAAGUUAGUUAUGCAGGAGAGGGGGCUGGGAUGGACAGGAAUGAAGCCCUGUGAUUGGAACACUUCAGUGCCAUGGCUGGGAGAGGGAUCUCCCUUCGGUGAGGCUGGGAAGCUUAGAGCUCCCCCUUGUGCUCUCCCUGAAUUCAGUUUAGAAACAUGGAUCUAAAAGUUACUGGAAAAUAAGCAGCUGAGGCACACUCUGUCCCUCUGUAUCCCAGUUUUUUGGUGGUAACCCAUUUUUUCCAUGGCUAAACACACUCAAAGACUGCUUACUCCAAUGGACUAGAACUUUAAGCUUCAUUUGACAUCAAAACAUUAUAUAAAGACACCCUGAUGAUGCAUGGUAUAAUGUCUAAUUUACUUCUUUUUAAAGUCAACUUGGGUUCAAUGCUAUCUGAAGAAUAUACACACACAUACACCUACAACAAGCAUAGUGAUAUAUUUAUUUGUGAACACGAUAUGGCCAACUUGUUUUUGACCUAAUUAAUUGAAAGUUGUCAUUGAUAAAUGUCAUAACUAGAAAGUAUUGUUAGUUCUUUUUCUCACCAAUAUAUAGCCAUUAUUCAGUAGCUAAAGAAUAUCCUUAUGUGAAUGUCUGUAAUUGGAAUUAUAAUUUGAUUGUGUUAAAUAACAAAACCCUGCUUAUAAGGAUUAUCUAUAACUUGUUUCACAAUUCAAAAUGCAACUAUAUUCAAGUUUAUGUAACAUCGAAAAUAUGCUGGCAUUAAAGAAAUCUGUGUGGCAUCAUAGUAGGCACCUGUCAUUAAUUAUGAUUUGAUUUUAAAGUAGAUUUUCUAGACAGUGCAUAUAUCCAGUUUACAGAUAAUUAUUUACUCAUCUGACAUAGAUUUGCAUAUAUUGGCUAUUUAAACAUUAUGUCUAUUCCCAGACCUUUUAAAAAUGUUUAUUGAUUUUUAGAGAGAGGAAAGGAGAGAGAGAGAGAAUAAGAAACAUCUAUUUGUUGACUCCCAUAUUCGCUCCCAACUUUCUGGUUGGGACCAAACCUGCAACCUAGGAAUGUGCUCUGACCAGAAAUCAAACCCACAACCUUUUGGUGUAUGGGUCGGGCUCCAACUAGAUGAGCCAUAUCGACCAGGGCUAUUCCCAAAACACUUUUAAAGUCUAUCUUAUGAAGUAAUUCUCCCAACGGUGAACUAAAACAAUCUCAAGUAUUUUGCCCCCAAACAGAGUUUCUAAAAGCUGUCUAAAUGAUCAGUUAAAAUACUACCAGCUCCAUGUAUUACAAGGAGCAGAAUUCUGCUGCUGUACAGAUAUGCUGAUUUGCACUGUCAUUGCAUAAAGGCCCCUAGGCCCAGUUUGCUCUUUGCAAUCCUUUUUAUUUCUGGUGUGUGUGUGUGUGUGUGUGUGUGUGUGUGUGUGUGUGUGGUUUUUCCACACCGAAAUGAACAAAUGAUCAGGGAUCAACCUUUUUCACAUUGUGCGGCUUGGACUUUAAAAUUGGGAAAUAUCUGCCUCUGGUGUGUGCACUAGAACACCCCACCUCCAGGUCGGACUUUGGAGCCACUUUUAGCACAGUUCCAGUUGCUCUUGCCCCUCUCUCCUAUCUCCCCUGUGGCUAGCUCAGCGUUGUUGACAUACAUAGCCUCUGGUGUGGGUUCUCAAUUACCCUUUGUUUCCCUGGGUCUCCCCCAGAGGAUGCCUCCUCUCCCCUCACACCACCAUUGGGAUCAUGAGAGGGAAGAGAAGACGAAGAAGAGGCUCUGACUUUAAAUUAAGCUUCCAAUUCACAUUUCUUUCUUGACCUGGUUGUGAGAAAUGAAAGUCUAUAUCCUGUCAACCGUGAGUUACAUCAUUGUACUUCAGCCUCAGGAGAAGGGAGUUGAGAAUGCAGCCUGUUUAGUCUCCUGAUUCUGGACUGUAAGUUCCUUUGGGAAGAGUUCGUUUCUGUUUUGAUUUGAUCUUUACAACUGCCAUGUGAAGCAGGCAGUGUAUCUCCGUAUUACUUCACAGAAAGUUAGG